Phytophthora sojae is the source of this 426-nucleotide messenger RNA. RefSeq lists its product as hypothetical. The record is from RefSeq and is a predicted model, not a curated record. NCBI's taxonomy places the organism in Eukaryota, Oomycota, Peronosporomycetes, Peronosporales, Peronosporaceae. The transcript has 2 exons. Bases 1 to 426 code for a protein of 141 amino acids.
AUGGACGAGGGCGAGUUCCUGCGCCUGCUAGAGCGCUACCCCGUGGUGCGCAAGAAGACCCACUGCCGCGUGCAAUGGAACGACAUGUAUGACGACGAGCCGGCUGCGCAGCCCGCGAGCUCUGGUAUCUUUAUCCCUGCGGGUCACGAGAGCGCCAUCAAACCCACGGACUCGGUGGAGGACGCGCUGGAGAAAUUCCUGGCGCCCUAUUUCUCGUCACAGGAGGCGGCCAAGAUCCAGCGACAACUCGAGAAGGUGCUGACGCUCAUUCUAAUGCCACUAGCUGCCAAGUUGCAGGGCUUUAAGCUGACCCGAUAUACUUUAUUGUUGUUAUUGUUGUUGUUGCAGGCUCAGAUUGACUUUGUGUCGAGUUUGAACCUGGAGGACGUGAACGAGCUGUGCGCACAGUUCGUGGCGACCAAGUAG